Molecule: messenger RNA, 1581 nt
Organism: Acanthamoeba castellanii str. Neff
Lineage: Eukaryota; Discosea; Longamoebia; Acanthamoebidae
Product: protein pns1, putative
Exons: 8
Coding region: 1-1581 (526 amino acids)
Biological process (GO): transmembrane transport
Cellular component (GO): membrane
Molecular function (GO): transmembrane transporter activity
Source: RefSeq, a predicted model, not a curated record
AUGGCCACUUACGGCACGGAACAGGGGGGCUACUAUGGAGGAGGAGGUGGAGGAGGCUUGCAGCCACCUGCUGGAGGGAAUCCCUACGCGUACCAGCCGCAGCCCACAACGUCCUACCCACCUCCCCAGGGCCAAUAUCCGCCACCGCAGGGCCAGUACCUGCCCGAUCAGCAGUGGGCUCCCUCCUCGCCGCCCCCGAAGGAAUUCGGUGCGCCCGGUGGAGGAGAGUACUACGAGGAAUCGCCUCUCCAGCCAGCAGAAAAGUUCCAGCCUGCGAGCGGCUACCGUGAUUUCGCGUUCUACAUCGCCUUCGUCGUCCAUCUCUUGGCGGCUGGUGCCAUCUUUGGCAUUGGCUGGUUCACCUUCGCGAGUGGCAAGGGUGCCGACAACAGCGAAGGAAAGAUCAUCAACGAAGAUGACCUCGACAAGACGACCACUUUCCACAUUUUCCUCACAGCUGCCGUCUGCGCAGCCGUCGCUGCGCUUUCGGCCGGCCUGUGGUUGGUGAUGUUCAAGUACUUUGCCAGACAGUUGAUCUACCUCUCGAUCGGCUUCUCUGUACUCUUCACCGCCGCCAUCGCCGUCUUCUCCUUCAUCUAUGGCAACAUCUGGGCCGGCGUCAUCUUCGCCAUCUUCGCGGUGAUCUCGGCUCUGUUCUUCUGGCUGUGGAGGAGCCGCAUCCCGUUCGCCGUGGAGAUGCUCAAGACCGUCUCCGUGCUCGUGCAGAACUAUCCCGGCACCACCACCGUCGCCUUUGCUUCGCUGAUUUUGCAGUUCGGUUGGUUCGUGUUCUGGAGCGUCGCCAUCUUCCUCGUCCAGCAGUACACUCCCGUGCUGGCCUACGUCCUCAGCAUCUACCUCCUCUUCUCCUUCUACUGGGUCUCGCAGGUGAUCAAGAACGUGGUGCACGUCACGGCGGCUGGUGUGUUUGCGUCGUGGUACUUCCUGCACGGCACGGUGGGCGUGCCGCCCAACCCCACGCUCGGCUCGUUCAAGCGCGCCACCACCACCUCGUUCGGCUCCAUCUGCUUCGGCUCCCUCAUCGUUGCUCUGCUGCGCACGCUUCGCAUGAUCUUCCGGUCGUUCAGGCAGAACAGUGACAACAUCGCCAUCGUCAUUCUGGCCUUCAUCGGCGAGUGCAUCGUCGCCUGCCUCGACCAGCUGCUCGAGUACUUCAACCAGUACGCCUACGCACAGAUCGCGAUCUACGGCAAGUCCUACUGCCGCGCGGCCAAGGACACCUGGCACCUGGUCCACAGCCACGGCAUCCAGGCCAUCAUCAACGACAACAUCAUCGGGAGCGUUCUUUCUAUGGCCUGCCUUGCGUCGGCCGUGGUCACCGGCGUGCUCGGUGGCGCAAUGAUCUACGCGCUCGAGGACGACUACUACAUUCCUGUCGGUAUCAUCUGCGGACUGAUCGGCUUCGUGAUGGUGAUGCAAGUGUUGGAGAUCGUGGAGAGCGCGGUGACGACCAUCUUCGUGUGCUUCGCCGAGGAGCCCGAGGCCCUGCAGAGGAACAGCCCCGAGCUCUACCACAAGUUCCAGACCACCUACGGCAACAUCUGCGACUUCCUUGUCUAG